AUGUCACCCUCAAUCACCCACCACCAUAUCACCCCAGCCAUCACCCCAGAACCAACCAACAACCUCUUCUCCCUCACCCACCGCACAAUUGCCAUCACCGGCAGUGGCUGUCACGUCACAGAUGAGAAGGCCAGGCGAACAAUUCCCUACUUCAGGAAAACCCGAGGUGGAGGAGACGGGGAUGCGCGGAGCUUGCUGGGCUGA
Molecule: messenger RNA, 204 nt
Organism: Aspergillus thermomutatus
Lineage: Eukaryota; Fungi; Ascomycota; Eurotiomycetes; Eurotiales; Aspergillaceae
Exons: 1
Coding region: 1-204 (67 amino acids)
Source: RefSeq, a predicted model, not a curated record